ACAAAGUACAAACCGAUAUAACCAUCCCCUCUAAGCAGUCAUCUUCUCAUACGAGCUCUGCUCUGCAAGAAGGCCACGGGGAACAUCGUUUGAGCUACCAACGACAUUGAAAAGGAUGCCAACAUUAACCUCAACGCGGUUGCUUCUUCUUGUUGGUGAGUCGUCACCUUUCAAGAAGCUAUCACAUGUGUCUAGGACAGCUUGGGUGCACAGAAGCAUACGUUUUUUUAGUAGGGUUGAGCGGGACCGUGGGCUCCUCACUCUUGCAAGCCUUGGGCACAAGAGUGAAUUUGAAGCAACAGACAAGAACAAAGCAAAUAAAUAUAAGCAGUUGAGUUCUCCUAUUGAAGGUCCCAAGAGUAAACUCAAUGCAGCUGGAAGUAAUGAAAUAAAGGCAGUUGAGAGAAAAAAAUUGCUUGAAAUAGAGUCAGCUCCAUUUGCGGCGAAAUCUUUUUCUGAGCUUGGCCUCCCGCCUUUAUUAAUAGAGAGGUUAGAGGGUGAAGGCUUUACAGUUCCAACUGAUGUACAGUCUGCAGCGAUUCCUACCAUACUAAAGAGUCACGAUGUUGUGAUUCAGUCUUACACUGGUUCGGGAAAAACAUUGGCUUAUCUUCUUCCUAUACUCUCUGAAGUAGUCCCUCUUAUGAAGAAAUCUUCUGAUGAUGAUGGGAAAUCUGCAAAGAAAAUGGAGAUAGAAGCAGUAAUUGUGGCUCCCUCCAGGGAGCUGGGCAUGCAAAUAGUAAGGGAGGUUGAGAAGAUUUUGGGACCUGCAGACAAAAGGGUGGUUCAGCAGCUUGUAGGGGGUGCAAACCGAUCAAGGCAGGAAGAAGCUCUCAAGAAAAACAAGCCAGCCAUUGUUGUCGGUACACCUGGUCGGAUCGCUGAGAUUAGUGCAUCUGGAAAGCUUCACACUCAUGGAUGUCGUUUCUUGGUCUUAGAUGAAGUGGAUGAGCUACUUUCAUUUAAUUUCCGAGAGGACAUGCACCGGAUACUAGAACAUGUAGGUAGGAGAUCAGGUGCAGACCCUCGUGGAGCAAAAAGCACACUUGCCCAACGGUCUGAACGCCAGACCAUCAUGGUGUCUGCAACAGUGCCAUUUUCAGUAAUAAGGGCAGCCAGGAGCUGGGGUCAUGAUCCACUCCUUGUCCAAGCCAAAAAAGUCACCACACUUGAAUCCCUCCCUCCGUCAGGACCCAUUAAAUUGUCAGGGCCCAUGUCCACUUCAGGUUCAAACUCAAAUGCGCAGCCUCAGCCAGCGGUAGAGAGCCUACCCCCCUCUUUAAAACACUACCAUUGUGUCACAAAGUUACAACACAAGGUUGAUACAUUGCGAAGAUGUGUACAUGCACUUGAUGCCAAGUCUGUUAUAGCUUUCAUGAACCACACAAAGCAGCUGAAGGAUGCCGUCUUCAAGCUAGAGGCUCGUGGGAUGAAAGCUGCAGAACUUCAUGGUGAUCUUGGGAAGCUUGCUAGAUCAACAACUUUAAAAAAAUUCAAGAAUGGGGAGUUGAGAAUUCUUGUGACAAAUGAGCUAUCGGCCAGGGGUUUGGAUGUGGCAGAAUGUGAUCUUGUGGUUAAUCUGGACUUACCCACAGACUCAAUUCAUUAUGCACAUCGAGCUGGCCGGACAGGUCGGCUUGGUAGGAAAGGUACUGUGCUAACCAUAUGUGAAGAGCGAGAAGUUUUUGUCUUGAAGAAGCUGCAGAAGCAGCUUGGCAUUCCCAUUGCAGCUUGUGAGUUCACAGAGGGCAAGCUUGUUAUAACUGAAGUGAAAACUCUAGCUGUAAGUUGACUCAUUUUACAUCAUCAGCUUACUAUAUUCCUGAAUCAACAUAGAUAAAUUUUCUAUGGCCUUUUUUUCCUUGCUUC
Messenger RNA from Juglans regia (Persian walnut), 1869 nucleotides. RefSeq names its product DEAD-box ATP-dependent RNA helicase 47, mitochondrial. The record is from RefSeq and is a predicted model, not a curated record. Gene Ontology annotation, molecular function: ATP binding; RNA binding; RNA helicase activity. Lineage: Eukaryota; Viridiplantae; Streptophyta; Magnoliopsida; Fagales; Juglandaceae. The transcript has 2 exons. Bases 116 to 1792 code for a protein of 558 amino acids.